Eimeria tenella is the source of this 465-nucleotide messenger RNA. RefSeq lists its product as uncharacterized. The annotation marks the transcript as partial. The transcript is spliced from 2 exons. The record is from RefSeq and is a predicted model, not a curated record. NCBI's taxonomy places the organism in Eukaryota, Apicomplexa, Conoidasida, Eucoccidiorida, Eimeriidae.
AUGGCCAAGAAGCACGAGAAGGGCCUUUGCACGGCUUGCCGUGCACUGACGGCGGGCAGGCGCUGCCACCCCGACCACAACUGUCUGCAGUGCCACCACUCCUCGCACCUCACCCCCGAGAUCCGGGAGCAGAUGCGGAAGGAGGCGGAGGCGAUUCGGCGGCAAGUGGCGGAGCAGCACGCAGCAGGGAAGUGCGAGCCGUGCGUGUCGCACUUUGCUGCUGCAGCAGGCUGCGGGGCCGCGGAGUUUUGCUGCUGCUGCCACGACCCGCAGCACGCGCAGCAAGGCUCGCCGCAGCACUUCCUCGCGCUGCUGCACCAGCAGCAGCGCUGCCUCCCCUGCGCCCCCACGCACAGCGGCGAGCAGGGCUGCCCGGGCCCCAGCUGCAGCUACUGCCACCACCCCAGCCACGGGGACAAAGGAGACAAAGAGAGGCACUUUUCCGUGGUUCUUCACAAGCGCAAA